AUGUCGCUCCAGAGGGGAGUGCUGCUCCUCCUGGCGCUGAGCGCCUGUGUGGCCGCCCAGUCCUGCUCCGACAUCAGCGCCAUCUCCAACGGCGCCAAGGCCGACGGCAAGACCAACGAUGCCGCAGUGUUUGCCGCCAUGAACUCCAAGUCCAGCAUCGGGCUCAUCUACAUGCCCAAGGGGACGUACCUCAUCGGCACCAGCAUCACGAUCAGCAAGCCCAUCCUGGCCGACUAUGGCGCGAUCUUCAAGCUGUCCUCCGGCGUCACCCUGAGCAUCUCCAACCAGCCAGAGCACUCCAUCGACACCUUCUUCUCAGGGAGCGGCAGGGUGGACUUCCUGGCGGGCACGGUGCGCGCUUUCCCGGAGUGGUGGGGCGCCGUGGGCGACGGCACCACCGAUGACGCGGCCGCCAUCCAGGCGGCGUACCGUGCCGUCUCGGUGGGCCAGUCCGCCAUGCUCUACUUCUCCUCCAAGACCUACGCCAUCGGCAGCGAGCUCGUGUUCGGCAUCACGGCCACCAUCAUGUCCGAGACAGGGGCGCGGCUGAAGGCCGUUGGCGCCGCCACGCGCGGCGUGCGCUUCACGGAGGGUGGGGCCACUUUCAAGAUGGUCCUGCCCCACCUCACCGGCUUCUCCUCCUACUGCCUCAACCUGGCAGGCACGGACCUGGCCGCCCUCCAGCUGCAGACACUGAGCAACUGCGGGGAUGCCAUUCGCCUCACAGUCACCCCCGGGUCCGACAUCAACAACUGCCUGGACAACACCAUCUGGUUCACCUCCAUCACCAACAGUCUUGUCGGCAUUGCCUUCCGUGCGGCAUCCUCCUGCGCCGGCCCCUCCUGCGUGAUCCAGGGCAACCAGUUCAUCGGGAACACCAUCUCGGGGGGACCCGCCUCUAUCCCCGUCUCCGCCAUCGGCAUGUUUUACGGAGGAUCCUCCUCCAGCACGCCCGCCUGGGACAGCAACCAGUGGAACAUUGGCACCAUCUCCCCCCAAGCCAGCAACACCCGCUACGCGGUGGUUCGGGCGGAACCCCUGUCCAAUCGCGCCGUGGUCAAGAUCGGGUCCAUCGGCGCGCUGGCCAACGGCGCCUCGAUCUUUGCCGGCGAGCACAACAUCGGGCAGUACACCCUGGGCCUGGCUUCCGCGCUGAAGGAGGGGGGCCUGGGCCUGGUGGGGCAGCUCAACCUGCUGGAGCUCAGCGGACAGCUGACGCCUGCCAGCACCUCCACCGUCAUCACGGCAAUGACAUCCAGCAACACCAAGGCAAAGUUCAACGGUGGUAAGGCGCUGGUGGGCAACUUCUUCUCCCUCAAGGCCAUCCCCGCCACAGACUGGGCCACCGGCACCACUCAGACUUUCUACAUCUACCACCAGUUGGCCACCAAGUAUCUGUACCAGGUCAAGUGCAGCGCGCCCGUGCUCAAGGCCACCGGCCUUCCAGCGCUGUCCUGCACCCAGGUGCAGGACAACUCGGCCACCGGCACCAACGUCAAGUACGAGGUAGCACUGACCCUCAUCAACAUGAGUGGGGCCACGGUGAAGGCCUCCGGACCCGGUAUCCCCUUCACCAUCUCUGUUGCCACUCUGGGAGGCGCCUGA
Auxenochlorella protothecoides is the source of this 1605-nucleotide messenger RNA. RefSeq lists its product as hypothetical. The transcript is spliced from 7 exons. The record is from RefSeq and is a predicted model, not a curated record. NCBI's taxonomy places the organism in Eukaryota, Viridiplantae, Chlorophyta, Trebouxiophyceae, Chlorellales, Chlorellaceae. The coding region runs from base 1 to 1605 and encodes 534 amino acids.